UCUGUGUCGUUCUUAUACGAUGGCAGCAUGGAAGAUGAAGUGUUGGGAGACGAAGAUGACCCUGCAGACAAGGCUAAGAAACAAGCAGCACUUAGCAAGGGAGAAAGAAGAGUCUGUGCCCGUGUUUUCAUCGGCUGCCUAAAAAAGACCAAAGCUCGAUGCAAUCUGGUUCCAGUUUGCAAAGUCAAGUACUUUGCCUGUCGAUGCGUCCUCAAAGGCGUGCGAAAAUGCAAAAAAUUCCUCCAUUUCGUUCGUGUAAUGGCCCAAAAACACAAAGGACACAAACAGGACGAGGUUGAAGAAGAUGACGACAAAGACACCAAGAAAAAAAGAAAACGUCCCGCCCUUUUGAAAGCUUGCAAGGCAGGUUACCGCAGAUGCAGCAAGGGCAAGACGUUCUGUGGCGGGUGCUUGAAAGCCUUCGGUGCUUGCGUCAGAGGGCCAAAGCCGACAACCGCCAUGAAAGCUGAUGAAUCAGAAGAGGACGAAGAGGUGAUCAUGGCUGACGCGGUGGAGAACGAUGAUGAGGACACUGAAGUUGAAGGUGAUAAAGAGGAUCCCACCGGACCGCACCCAAGCGGUAGGCCACGCCCAAGUAGAAGGCCACGCCCAAGUGGAAGGCCACGCCCAAGUAGAAGGCCACGCCCAAGUAGAAGGCCACGCCCAAGUAGAAGGCCACGCCCAAGUAGAAGGCCACGCCCAAGUAGAAGGCCCCGUCCAAGUAGAAGACCUCGCCCAAGUAGAAGGCCCCGCCCAAGUAGAAGGCCCCGCCCAAGUGGUAGACCACGCCCAACUGGAAAACCCCGCCCAAGUGGAAGGCCACAUCCAAAUAAGAAAAUGAUUCGCUGUGCAAGGCAUGGUGUUAAAUGCAUGCUGAGAGCUCGUCUGAACUGCAGAAGACAAGCCCGUUGUGUGCGCAUUCUGAUGAAGUGCGUGCGUAAUGCCCGACGUAGGCCACAACCAAGCCCAAGCCCUUCUGGACAAUAAACAAGGCCUUCUCAAAUUUACAUCAUAUAGGCUGAAGUAGGGCACAAUUAAGCUAAAAAAAUAUCAGAUGUAGAUCAUGAUAACUUGAAUUAAAAGCAUUCAAAAAAAGUA
Messenger RNA from Actinia tenebrosa (Australian red waratah sea anemone), 1098 nucleotides. RefSeq lists its product as uncharacterized. The record is from RefSeq and is a predicted model, not a curated record. NCBI's taxonomy places the organism in Eukaryota, Metazoa, Cnidaria, Anthozoa, Actiniaria, Actiniidae.